Molecule: messenger RNA, 1190 nt
Organism: Dreissena polymorpha
Lineage: Eukaryota; Metazoa; Mollusca; Bivalvia; Myida; Dreissenidae
Exons: 5
Coding region: 75-767 (230 amino acids)
Biological process (GO): cell-matrix adhesion
Cellular component (GO): lysosome; extracellular region
Molecular function (GO): calcium ion binding
Source: RefSeq, a predicted model, not a curated record
CACAAUGAUAGAUACAGGUCACAUGAGAUAUGGAUAUACUAAAGACACUAUAAAUAUUCAUCAUUGAAUAAGACAUGCAUGUUUCGGUACAAGUUACACUCGUUCUUUUGUCAGGAUGUUGCAUUCGUGUUUUCGGCAUCGCGUUUCCUUCUCUCUUAGCCCCAUCAUCGGAGGCAAGUUACUGCUGUGUGCGACAUGACUGGGAAGCUCUCAUGUACAUUGACUUCGGAACAGUAUUUAUUGAUCAGAACACUGCCUUCUCGUACAUUAACGGGACAGUGAAAGCGGCGUAUAGUCUCUCACAGAAGAAAAUCUUCUUCAAGUUGGCAGGGAUAGAGCAGAGUCCGCUUAUACCCAAACCAGUGCCCUAUGAUGCCGUCAUGCUUUACGAUUUCGCAAAUGGCACCAUGUACCUCGUGAGCGGUGGCGAGUGCCAGAAAGAUAAGCUUGAAGCCAACAUGACUCUGCAGUGUAUACCACGGUCUGCGAAGCAGUUUUCGUCUGGUGUGUUCGGAACGGGACAGGAGGUACUUCACGUGCACACGUACCAGUUCACACUGGCGUCCGACGUCCCCUGGCAGAUCACAGCAACUGUCUUCACAAACGACAUCAAACCAAUAGAGCCGCGCGAGUGCGGUAUAAUCACCGUGUCCUACUUCGCCCCUUCCGUGAAUCCCGACAGCGGUUCCUUGUACACGCUCAACGUAAUGGAUGUGGGCGAAAUAAAAACGCCGGGAAUAUUUGAUGUUCCAAAGGAAUGCCUUUGACAAGAAAUAUUUGCGUAGUUUCGAACAAACGUAUAAAGGUUUAUGUAUUUAUAUAUACAGUUCGAACAACAUACAUCUGAAAAAAAGAGAUGUGUUUGUCAGAAACACAAUGCCCCGUAUUGCGCCGCUUUCAAUAUCAUUUGGCAGGUUUAGUAUUUAUCUCCCUUUUAAAGCUUAUUACUUCCCUUGGAUUUAUUUGUUUAGACCUUGAAGAUUGACCUUACACUAUCCAAAAUGUGCAGCUUCAUGAGAUACACAUGCAUGCCAAAUAUCAAGCUGCUAUCUUCAAUAUUGCAAAAGUUAUCGCAAACCUUAAAAGUUUUGGGACACACACAAUGAAUGACAGACAGACAGACAGACAGACAGACAGGCACAAAACAAUAUACCCCCGUAUAUGGUACAAAAAUAAAUAAUUUGAAUGUA